AUUGCGUCAUGACGAAGGCGUUCCUGCGCGCCGCACAUCUACGCUCACGGGACUCGGCCUUGAUCCUCUCGCCGAAUAACACUUUUAAACGUCACAGGUCCAUUCUGUCUACUCUGACAUGAGUGACACUUUGGAGUUCAAUGAAAUUUAUCAGGAGGUCAAGGGCUCAUGGAAUGACGGCCGCCUGCGCUUCAGUAAGCAGACAGUGGUGUAUAAAAACAGUAAGACCGGGAAGGUGGACACUAUUCCGGUCCCUGAACUCACUCAGGCCCAGUGGAGGAGAGUCUGUCUGGGUCACGGCAUCAAACUAUGGACCAGCACUGGCCACAUCUACAAAUAUGAUGGCUUUAAAGACGCAGACCUUGAGAAGAUCUCAGAAUACUUCAAAGACAACUACAAAGUGGAGCUAACAGAGAAAGACAUGUGUGUUAAGGGCUGGAAUUGGGGCACUGCUAAAUUUAAUGGGCCGUUGCUUUCCUUUGACGUGAAUGACAGCCCUACAUUUGAGAUUCCUCUCUCCAGUGUAUCCCAGUGUACGACGGGUAAGAAUGAGGUGACAGUGGAGUUUCAUCAGAAUGAUGACACAGAGGUGUCUCUCAUGGAGGUGCGCUUCUACGUCCCACCCACCACAGGGGACGAGGGUUCAGACCCGGUAGAGGCAUUUGCUCAGAAUGUGCUGUCGAAGGCAGAUGUCAUCCAGGCCACAGGAGAUGCUGUUUGUAUCUUCAGAGAGCUGCAGUGCCUCACGCCUAGGGGCAGGUACGAUAUCCGUAUUUAUCCAACAUUCCUUCAUCUACACGGUAAGACAUUUGACUACAAGAUCCCGUACACCACAGUGCUCCGCCUCUUCCUGUUGCCUCAUAAAGACCAGCGGCAAAUGUUCUUCGUGAUCAGUCUGGACCCCCCUAUUAAACAGGGUCAAACACGCUAUCACUUUCUCAUUCUUCUGUUCUCCAAGGAAGAAACCAUCAGCCUCACACUCAACAUGAAUGAGGACGAGGUGGAGAGGCGUUUUGAAGGAAAACUUAAUAAAAACAUGUCCGGCUCUCUCUAUGAGAUGGUCAGCAGGGUCAUGAAAGCCUUGGUCAACAGGAAGAUCACAGUGCCUGGAAAUUUCCAAGGUCACUCAGGAGCUCAGUGUAUAACCUGCUCCUAUAAGGCCAGUUCAGGGCUGCUGUAUCCCCUGGAAAGAGGUUUCAUCUACGUGCACAAGCCCCCAGUGCACCUGCGUUUUGAGGAGAUCGCCUGUGUGAACUUCGCCCGCGGGACCACCACGACCCGCUCCUUCGAUUUCGAGAUCGAGACCAAGCAAGGCAAUCAGUACACCUUCAGCAGCAUCGAGAGGGAGGAAUAUGGGAAGCUCUUCGACUUUGUCAAUGCUAAGAAGCUAAGCAUAAAGAACCGAGGCUUCAAAGAGAAAAAGGGUAUGAAAGGUAACGAUGACAUGUACAGUGACUCUGACGAAGACCAGCACGAUGCAUAUCUGGAGCGUAUGAAAGAAGAGGGCAAGAUCCGCGAAGAGGGCAAUGACAGCGAUGACUCGGAGGGCGAGAGUGAUGAAUCGUUUAAUCCUGGUGAAGAAGAUGAGGACAUAGCAGAAGAGUAUGACAGUAAGGCUUCUGCCAGUGAAAGCAGUGCUGAAGAAGGAGACAGUGAUGAAGACCGCAAGAAGAAAUCAGCUAAGAAGGUCAAAUUUGUCAAGGAAAGAAAACCACGCAAGAAAGAGAAAAAGGUCAAAGACAGCGGCGCCCCCAAGAGGCCAAUGAGUGCCUACAUGCUCUGGCUUAACUCAAGCAGAGACCGCAUUAAAUCAGAGAAUCCAGGCAUCUCUAUCACAGAAAUCUCCAAAAAGGCCGGAGAAAUGUGGAAACAACUUGGCAAAGACAAGAAAGAGGAGUGGGAUGGAAAAGCAGAGGAAGCAAAGAAAGAGUACGAUCGAGCAAUGAGAGAGUAUAGGGAGAGUGGCGGAGGCUCAUCUGGCAGCUCCAAAAAGGAAAGGAAGAAGAAAAGAGGGAGGAAUGAAGAAAAGAGGAAAAGGAAAUCAGGGGCUGGGAGAGAGAAAGAGAAGGAGCGAUCUACAGGCAACGACAGCUUUAAGAGUCGAGAGUUCAUAUCCAGCGAAGAGAGCUCAUCAGAGUCUGACAAAGGAAAGAAACGCAAGCGCAAGGGGUCUGAUAAUGAAAAAGAAGAGGAAGCGGUCAGCACUCCAGCCAGCUCAGAGUCCGGCUCAGACUGAAAGACACAGAAACAGGACAGUGGAACAUAACCUUAACCUACUUUUUCACUACAUUGUAUUGCACAUGACCUGAUGAAAUUCUUAUUUUAGUCUAUAAUGCAUCGUAACAUGCUAAGAUUCUGAAGUGUUUAUACCUUUGGAAAUGGUGAUGUUCACUUUAAAGGGACAGUUCACCCAAACAUUGUAAUUCUGUCAUUUAUUGCUAAUCUAAUGAUCUAAUAUUGUGUUAAAGGAGACUGGAGCUGUCAUGAUUCAAGAUUACUUAUUUUACAGUACAUCAAGGCUCAGAAGAACACAAGGGUAAACUGUCCCUUUAAAAAUGCUGUGUAUUCGUUUUACUUUUGCUUUUAGUGUUGUCCGUGUUCUAAUGACUGUUUACUAGAGGUGUAACGGAUGAUCCAUGAUCUGUACGGAUCACAACCCACAGUUCGGAAUGCACGUGACCACCGGAUUAAUAACUUCUUUUAAAUUUGUAGGUUAAUCCAACAUUUAUAACAGUUGCAGAGAGAUCGCCUCCCGCGUCAAUCAAAUCAAGUGAAUGAAAGCAUUUUGGCUUUCCUGUAAUAUGAUAUAAAUAUUACGAUGACGGAACAAGUUGUGGUGGGACCUAAAUGCUUUCCUUAGGUUAUUAAUUAAAGGUGUUUUCUGUCACAGUUUGUUUAGCUGGCAUUAAUGCACUCAGUGUAAAGCUGCACAAUUAAACGUUAAAAGAUACUGAACUCUAUUCAAACCGCGCAACAUCAAUUAUAAAUGAUAAUAAUUUGCAAAUGUUUAUUAAUCCUUCAAAGAGCUGCUGUCGAAUCUGGGUUUCAUCGAGAGAGAUUCAGUUUUUACACUUUUUCAGUUUGUUACAAACAGUUACAUUACACAGAAGUACUGGGAUAACCCCUGCAGGCACAGGACGUCAACAUGAUGACAUAUUGACGUUGAAAAUGAGUUUGCCAUCAAAACCCAAUGUCAGGCCGACGUCAAUGUCUAACCUAAAAUUAACCUAAAAUCAACCAAAUAUCAACGUCUACUUACACUUUGACGUUGUGUUGAUGUUACCACUAUGACAUCUACCAGAGGUUGGAUUUUUCUCCAUUUCCAACAACAUAAUUUGACGAUGUUAAUGGAUGUCAAAAUAACGUUGUCCUUAGACGCCGGCUAGACAUUGAAUUUUGGUCAUCUGACAUCAUGACCUAAAUCUAACCUAAUAUUAACAUCUUAUGAUGUUGUGUGGCUGCUGGGACAGUCUAUAGUUCAGAUAUAAACACGUUUAUAGUAAAGAUUAAAAUCACCAACUACUGGAACUUGACGCUGGUGAAUGUUGUAGUAAUUACAUUGUUUAACCAAUGGGUGGCGACAAACAACCAUCAAAAUGAUGUCACUGAAAAGGUUUUCAAAAAUGAUACACCUAUAGUGAAACAAGAAGUUUGAUGUGUGAAUUGUUGAAUCAUUAAUUGAAAUAAAUAUAUGUUGCACAAAAUGUUAGGUUUUUAUAUUUAGCAUUAUCAGAAACAGUAGCAAAGAUCAUUUUUCAUAUUGAAUAUUUUACUUUUCAGCUGGUUCAUUCUUGAUUUUGAUUUUAAUUUUUAUUAACACUACAGGUUUCAAGUUCUGUUUGUUGAAACCAGUAGUUUUUGCAGUAAUAUUUUUGUAUAAAUGGAAAGCAAAUGACAUUUGUCUCCUUUUUUUUUUGCUGAUCCGAAAAAUGGUCUGAUCCGUCACUCAAAAACUGUAGUGUGAUCUGAACUGUGACAUUUGUGAUCCGUUACACCACCACUGUUUGCCUGUUUGUACAGAGAUAUUUUACAGUGCUGCUUUUUAGAAAGAUUAGAAACUGUACCGUUGACAUUUCUUAAGCUUGCUCUACACAUAUUUGCAUUGGAAUGGCAGAUUAUGAAACAAAUUGUCAAAUCAUUUUUUCAUUUUUUCUUUAACCAUUUUCGGUUAUGAUCAGUGCUCAACAUGUAUUUUAUACGCUAUUUUGAAAUGUGCACAUUAAUAAUUAUACACAUUUGUUGUGCAUUAAAAUAUGUAUAAAAAAACACUUUAUUGUCUAUUA
This is a messenger RNA of Danio rerio (zebrafish), 4283 nucleotides long. NCBI's taxonomy places the organism in Eukaryota, Metazoa, Chordata, Actinopteri, Cypriniformes, Danionidae. The record is from RefSeq and is a predicted model, not a curated record.